AUGGCCGGUCCCUACCAAGAGCCCCCCUUCACACUUACACAGGUCUCCGGUUUGGGUGUGGUUCCCAAGAAGUCACGGUCGGUGCAAAAAUGGCGCUUGAUUAUGCAUCUGUCAGCACCACAGGGCCACUCAGUGAACGAUGGUAUCCCUGUCGACAAAUUCUCUGUACAGUACUGUUCGGUCGACGACGGCGUAAAUCUCGCACGGUCCCUAGGCCGUGGCUGCCAUCUGUGGAAGGUCGACCUCCAAGACGCAUUUCGCAUUUGUCCAGUACGGAAAGAGGACUGGGAACUAUUAUGCCUGUUCUGGCGCGGGCAAUAUUACGUGGACAAAUGCCUACCCUUCGGCCUUCGCUCAUCACCGUCGCUGUUUAACAAAGUCGCAGACGCCCUCCAGUGGGUCAUGUCGCACAACUUCGACGUAGCCCCAGUCAUCCACUACUUAGACGACUACCUUGGUGGAGCGACGGACUCUAUCGGCGCACAGCACCAGCUCGACCGUGCCCUGGUAGCCUGCCACGACUUAGGCUUCCCGGUCAAUCCAAAAAAGGUGGAAGGCCCUAGUACAACCCUGACAUUCCUCGGUGUCAUGCUGGACACAGAGCGCUUCGAAAUCCGCCUCCCAUCCGACAAGUUAGAAGACCUUCUCAUUGCCCUCAAGGCUUGGCAACAUACCCGCCCUACCGCCCGCAAGCCUGAAUUGUUGUCCCUGAUAGGUCACCUCAGCUUUGCCUGCAAGGCGGUCCCUGCGGGCCGCAUGUUUCUGCGCCGCCUCAUUGAUCUCAGCACGACGGUCCCGCAUCCACACGAUUACAUCAGAAUCACAGAAGACGCCAAAGCAGACAUCCAGUGGUGGCUUGACUUCCUCCCUGCCUGGAAUGGCGUCGCCUUCUUCCUAGAACCCACGUGGUCAGCCGCCGCCGAUAUGGACCUCUACACGGACGCAUCUAGAGCCAUCGGCUAUGGUGCUUUCUUCGCCGGCCGGUGGCUCCAACACCGGUGGCAGAGGCACCAAUCCCAGAGAUCCAUCGCGUGGAUGGAGCUCUUUGCCAUCGUGGCCGCAGCAUCCACAUGGGCACCGCAGCUGCAUCUGAAGCGCAUCCGCUUCCACUGCGACAACCGUAGCGUAUGCGACAUCUGGCUCCGCUCACGCACAAAGUGCCCCGACUUAAUGGCGCUGGUACGCACUUUGUUUGCCAUUGCUGCCCGACACAACUUUCACGUCAUAGUCUCCCACAUCCCCGGCACUGACAAUGCGAUUGCUGACUCUCUGUCUCGGUUUCAGAUGGCCCGAUUUCGCCGACUGGCACCCACAGCAGAAGACACGCCAUCUCCGGUGCCCGAGAGCACCUACUCCCUCUGA
Messenger RNA from Sycon ciliatum, 1362 nucleotides. RefSeq lists its product as uncharacterized. Gene Ontology annotation, molecular function: nucleic acid binding. Lineage: Eukaryota; Metazoa; Porifera; Calcarea; Leucosolenida; Sycettidae. The transcript has a single exon. The coding region runs from base 1 to 1362 and encodes 453 amino acids. The record is from RefSeq and is a predicted model, not a curated record.